UUUAGUUACGCUCCUGUGUUACAGGAAAAGAGCUUUGCUCAAGAAUCGCGAUUCGCGCGAUAUUUUAGAGCUUCGUUCUAUAUUACAUAAUGAUUCUUACACUUACGUAACACCUAUACCGUACUUUAUUCAUCGCUUUAUAUGACAAUGACGAAACACGUGACUUGUUGAUAAUAUUCUAAAUAUAGAUCUUGGCGUGAUAGCACGAUAUUUUAAUAUGAAAGUAAAAGUUGAAUUUCUGAGAAAUUGUAGCAAGUUAACUUAUGUUAACCCUGACACCACGACGUAUAACUGCAGAUGUUGGGAAGUUUGUACGACAAAAUUACAUUGCAUUUGAUUGAAACAAAACGUUAUCACCGACCGGGGAAGUAAAAAUAUCUCAAAUGUUUACGGAUUAACAGUUGUAGUUUGUAAUCACGUGAUCGAUGUCAGUGUUAAGUCACGAUAAGGCGCCCGGGUGUGACGAGAGACAGAGACGUUUGUUGAAGAGAAGGAGUGUUGAUAUGUUAAUGGAUCCUAUCGACUAUCUAACAGGAGGACGACUGUAGACUACAUGGAAGCAACAUGGAUGACACAGAAGUGUGUAGUAUAUGUUUAAACGACUUUCAACAACCUGUAACAAUCGAUUGUCAUCAUUCGUUCUGUUUUAUCUGUUUAGAAGAUUAUGUGAACAAAACCUCCAAUAAAGAUCAAUUCAAAUGUCCAUUGUGUCGGUGUCUUAUAGACGGGGAUGUGCAGCGUUUCAGUCCCAAAUUAAAUAUUGAAGACAAUUCUACUAUUCCACAAUGUGAUGUAUGUAAUGAAGAUAAAUCUCAAUAUUUUUGUCGAGACUGUGAUCAAUAUUUAUGUAAAUCGUGUAAAACCAUGCAUGAUAAGAUGAAAAUAUGUAAAGACCAUUUUGUUUGUCGAUAUGAUGAAAAAAAAAUCUGUCAACAAUCAAACGAUCCAAUGAUGGAAAUGCUUUCAGCCACUUCCGUUACACAUCCGAAAGAUUUCUGUCCAAACCAUGAAGGAGAGACAGUAAAAAUAUACUGUAAAGAUUGUUUACUAGCUGCAUGUUUUAACUGUUUAGUUGCCGAUCAUAACGGACAUAAGUUUUUAGAUUUAAAGAAGGAUGAGGUCCGACAAAGUAUCAGACAAGACUUAAAAACGCUGAAUGACGAUCUAGAAAAGCAGAUUACCAAUUUUCAGAAACAGCAUGAUGAUUUAAGUAGUAAAUUAAUUGAAAUCAAAAACUGUACAAAAACAGAAUGCGACAAAGUAGAUGCACACGUGGAUAAAAUCUGCUCAGAAGUUCAUAAAAUUGGAGAAAAUAUUAAAAAGGAAAUGCAAAAAUCAAGUGAAGAGGAAGAAUCCAAAUUAGUGAAAUUAAUGGAGGACAUUAACAGAUUAACUGAAGAUUUAAAAGCUAGUGUUAAAUAUUCAGUGAAUGUUUUAGAAGAUUCAUCUAUUGUUCAAGUUUUACAAAGAUUACCUAAUGUUAGACGGGAGAAAGAUGAAAGUUGUUUUAGAAAAUUGGAUAUACCUGAUGUAAGAUAUUCAACAUUUCAAGUAGCAGAGAUAGAUGAAACUUUGUUAACUAAUCAACUUGGCAAAAUUCAACAAAUUGUGGAAGAAACAGCAUCUGUUGCUAAUAAUCUGUCAUCACAGUCGUUAGAUGCAGGUUUUCCAGAUGAUGAUGAUGAUGAUGGUCCACAACUAGAAGUUUUAUCUCCCACACAACCAAGUCCACUGGCCAGGAUGGCAAGUGAUAUUCCAGCCCGACUACGUCAGAUUUAUAAUCUAGCCAUCCAAUAUGAGUCAGAGGGUCGAUAUGAAGUGGCUGUCCCACUAUGUAAACAGGCAUUAGAAGACUUAGAAAAAACGCGCGGCCAUGAUCAUCUAGAUGUGGCCACCAUGUUAGAUAUGUUAGCUGCUAUAUACAGUGAUCAAGGCAAAUAUAAGAAAGCAACAGACCUAUUGAAUGAUGCUCUCGGUAUCCGAGAAAGAACAUUGGGAAUGUCCAACCCUGUCGUUGCUGCUACGUUACACAAUCUAGCUAUGAUGUAUGGAAUAAGGGGUAAAUAUAUAGAAGCAGUACCACUGUGUAGAAGAGCUUUAGAGAUCAGACAAAAGGUUUUGGGGAAAGAUCAUCCUGAUGUUGCUAAGUCGCUGAAUAAUUUGGCUUUGUUAUGUCAUAACCAAGGCAAAUAUGAAGAGGUAAGGAAGAUCUUUAGAGUAAAUAUUGCAUAUGGCAUAAAUUCCUUUAUUUAUUAUUCAUCUUCUUGGGAGAGAUCAUCCUGGUGUUGCUAAGCAGCUGAAUAAUUUGUUACGUCAAUAGACUCUAAACUAUGUUAAUAUAUAUAUAUGUAAAACCUAAAAUAAAUAUUGCAUAUGACAUGAAGUGAUUCAUGGCUUGUUAUUAUGAAAGGGUUAUUAAAGUUCUUGAAUUAUUUAUUAUGAACUUAUUUCAAAUAAAAAUGACAAGCAAAUGGAAUGAUAAUUUUACAAUUAAUAAUUUUUAAAAUUAACAAAUAUAUCAAUGUGCUUUAUUUCAAUCUUAUCAUCAACGCACGCAGGCAGAACUAUAUUACCAGCGAGCUUUACAGAUCUACGAAUCAAAACUUAGCCCAUGUGAUCCUAA
Messenger RNA from Patella vulgata (common limpet), 2623 nucleotides. RefSeq names its product kinesin light chain 1. Bases 565 to 2292 code for a protein of 575 amino acids. NCBI's taxonomy places the organism in Eukaryota, Metazoa, Mollusca, Gastropoda, Patellidae. The record is from RefSeq and is a predicted model, not a curated record. Gene Ontology annotation, biological process: microtubule-based movement. Gene Ontology annotation, cellular component: cytoplasm; membrane-bounded organelle; kinesin complex. Gene Ontology annotation, molecular function: zinc ion binding; kinesin binding. The transcript has 7 exons.